Molecule: messenger RNA, 2289 nt
Organism: Cephus cinctus (wheat stem sawfly)
Lineage: Eukaryota; Metazoa; Arthropoda; Insecta; Hymenoptera; Cephidae
Product: muscle segmentation homeobox
Exons: 3
Coding region: 593-1780 (395 amino acids)
Biological process (GO): regulation of transcription by RNA polymerase II; embryonic morphogenesis
Cellular component (GO): nucleus
Molecular function (GO): RNA polymerase II transcription regulatory region sequence-specific DNA binding; DNA-binding transcription factor activity, RNA polymerase II-specific
Source: RefSeq, a predicted model, not a curated record
UCCACUGGGAGAGCUCGACUUGCGAAGAGGUUCGUCAGCUGACACGAAACUCGCUAUACCACUUCCAUUACCGCUCCAUAAAUAUAUCGUUGCUGCUCUUAACGAUACCAUUACUUCCACGCUACCCGCUACCAGCUGCUAUCGCUGCCGUUGCUGUUGGGUUGGUACUCCGCUGCUGUCAGUCGAGCAAGGCGAAUUGUGAAUUGACGCACGCGACUUUAUAACGCGCUGGAGAAAGUACAGGAAUCGCUGGUGCAAGUAGCAGGGGGUCCAACGCAACGAGAGAAGAUAAAUAUUUUCUUGAGAAUUGCAGGAUACGUGCUGUGUUAUUUCGUGAGAGAAUCGCGUGAGGUGAAUUGCGAACUGUGAGCAAGGAUCGCGAGAGAGCCAAGAUCGUUGUUGCUGAUUUGGACAUCCAGGUCCACGGAAGAUACUUCAUUGACAAGUGAAUUAUGACUAACGAGAAGUUUUCAAUGACAAUAAUAAAUAAUUGAAGUUUCCAUAAGAUCGUUAACAGACAGUGUUAACCGAGAGUCGUUGUACGAAGACAGAAUAGCCAGUAGGCGAAGAGUGAUCUAGAAGCUGUACGAGAAUGACAGUACUAAGGAUGACCUCACCGGUGACACCUCCGUCGACAAGUCCAGGUUCACCAAAUCAAGCUCAGGCACCCCAACCUUCAUCCAGACCCACGCACCAGCUGAGUUUCUCAGUCGCGGCUCUUCUGGCCGAUACGAAAAAACCUUCGGACACAUCAUCAAGGCACAGUGGGUCCUCGACGUCACCCAGAUCAUCACCAGUUACUUCGUACACUCCUCUGCAUCAGCAACCAAUUCUCAGAACACCGCCACUGCCUACCAACUUAUCAAAGUACCCCAGUGAUCUUAGAACGACCAGGUACAACCUGACGGAAUCGCCAAGAUCAUCCUACGUGCCAUCGGAGUCAUCCAGGAGCCUGGCCGAGCAGAGGACCCCGUUGAAGUUCUCCGAGACCAGUGACUUCAGCAAGUCACUCCUGCACAAUGGCGAGAUGAGGAAUUCACUGUCGCCGAAGCAUCCGGCUGAUCUUCGUAUCCAGGAGUUUGGUUCGCAGUCGCCGAGAAGCUCCCACGAGGAAGCCAGGUCCAGGUGCUCCGAGGGCGAAGCUGAGCCUGAUAUGGAGGACGAGGACGAUAGUCUGGUCGACGUCGAGGAUCUUCAACAUGGUACCAGUCCCACGCCGGUGAGACCAACCCCUGCCUACAUCUCUGGAUUUCCGAAUUUGGGCACGAUCUCGGGUAUUCCAGCCAGUCUUCAUCCAGCUGUUUGGGGAGGUCAUCAAUCUGCGGCCGCUGCAGUUGGCUUCUUCCCGUCACAUUUCACUCACCAUGCACCUUUGAAUGAAAACGGCGAACCCGCCAAGAUCAAGUGCAACCUACGGAAGCACAAGCCAAAUCGGAAGCCAAGGACUCCCUUUACGACCCAGCAAUUGCUGUCGCUGGAGAAGAAAUUCCGAGAGCGACAGUAUCUCAGUGUAGCCGAGAGAGCGGAAUUCUCGUCAUCUCUUCAUCUCACGGAAACUCAGGUCAAAAUCUGGUUUCAAAAUAGGCGCGCAAAGGCGAAGCGUCUUCAGGAAGCGGAAAUAGAGAAAUUGCGAAUGUCUGCGGUCAGGCAGCAUCACACUGCUCUAUAUGGAUCACAUCAUGCAUUGUUGACUCCAGCAGGACUCUAUCCGGUUGGAAUGCUACCUCAUCCUGGAUUAUCACCGCAUCAUUCCAUUCCUCAGCAUCCUUCCAGGGAAUGAAUCGACAUUCGUGAUGGGAAUGAUGAUCCCAAGGAACGAUAGAACCAAGUGGCUCUGGUAUCCAGACCAGAAGUCAUUUUUCUUGCGGAAGUGAAAAAUCGAAGCGAAGAAAUAAGGAGCCUCUCCGGCUGGCAAUUAAUUAAGGAGUACAAUGCAGAAAAUUGUGCCGCGUGAUUACUAAGGAUAAAAAUGCAUUAUCCCAAAUGGGAGCAAGAUCCUAAUACGUAAUCGAUCGACAGAUCAGCAAAAGCAGAAUCAGUGUAAAUAACGUGUAAAUAAUUAAUCUCUCGUUUACGAGACAGUGUAAAUACGCGAUUUACUAUGUAACGUGUACAGUACAUUUAUAAUACAUACAUGUAUCCAUAUACGUGCAUAUAAACAUGUGCCAAUGCUCUCGGGUUUCGUAAUACGCGAAACCCGCAACGAUUUCUUUUGAUUUUUGUAUAAAUGUAAAACAGUCACUAGGAGAUUAUCAGAGUCUAUUUAAUAAAUUCUAAGGUAACCGAGGA